This is a messenger RNA of Impatiens glandulifera, 1802 nucleotides long. RefSeq names its product UDP-glucuronate 4-epimerase 1. The record is from RefSeq and is a predicted model, not a curated record. Bases 173 to 1474 code for a protein of 433 amino acids. Lineage: Eukaryota; Viridiplantae; Streptophyta; Magnoliopsida; Ericales; Balsaminaceae. The transcript has a single exon.
CUUCUCCGGCAGGUGCAGACGAAACAAUCCCCUUUUUCCCUGCAAUCUGCAUUUGUCUUCUCUCUCUACAAUAAUUUUCCGAUCACCGGCCGGCGAUCUCUAUUCUCUACCGAAUACAUCCAUCCAUCAAUUCAAUCUGUCGAUUCAAAGGAAGGAGAGCGUUUCAGGAAGAAUGCCGUCAUUAGAGGACGAAUUGUUUCCAUCGACGCCAGGAAAGUUCAAAAUCGACCGGCCAUCGCAAAGUAUAUGCCGUCAAUUUCACCGAUGUUUCGCCUCAACAGGUACGAUGUUCCUAUGGGCGUUAUUUCUCAUAGCCCUAACCGCAUCAUAUUUAAGUUUCCAAAGCUUUAUCGAUUCCGGUAGUCGGUAUUUCACCGCUUCAUGGGGUGGAAUUCAAUGGGAGAAACAAGUUCGAACUUCCGCCCAAAUCCAUCGAUCUGGUGGCUUAUCCGUACUCGUAACCGGCGCUGCCGGUUUUGUCGGGUCUCACGUUUCAAUCGCGUUAAAGAAACGGGGAGAUGGAGUCGUGGGGAUCGAUAAUUUCAACAACUAUUACGACCCGUCUUUGAAAAGAGCCCGUAAAUCUCUCAUGAAUUCCCGUAAUAUCUUCAUCGUAGAGGGUGAUAUUAACGAUGCGCGCAUGUUAGCAAAGCUAUUCGAGAUCGUCUCCUUUACUCACGUAAUGCAUUUGGCUGCGCAGGCGGGUGUACGUUACGCAAUGGAAAACCCCGGUUCGUAUGUUCAUAGCAACAUCGCCGGUUUAGUAACGCUUCUAGAAGCUUGUAAAACUGCCGAUCCACAACCUAGUAUAGUUUGGGCAUCAUCAAGUUCAGUUUACGGGUUAAACGAUAAAGUACCAUUUUCCGAAUCGGAUCUAACAGAUCGACCCGCUUCUCUAUACGCCGCCACAAAGAAAGCCGGCGAGGAAAUAACACAUACAUAUAACCACAUCUAUGGGUUAUCUAUAACGGGUCUUCGUUUCUUCACGGUUUACGGUCCAUGGGGAAGACCCGACAUGGCUUAUUUCUCAUUCACUAGAAACAUACUUCAAGGGAAACCGAUUACGGUUUACCGGGGUAAGAAUCAGGUGGAUCUAGCUCGGGAUUUCACUUACAUAGAUGAUAUUGUGAAGGGUUGUAUCGGGUCGUUGGAUACAUCAGGGAAGAGUACUGGUUCGGGUGGGAAGAAGAAUGGGCCGGCGCCUUAUCGGAUCUAUAAUCUGGGUAAUACGUCGCCGGUGAGUGUGCCGACGAUGGUGAAUAUAUUAGAGAAGUAUUUGAAAGUGAAGGCGAGGAAGAAUAUGGUGGAUAUGCCUGGAAAUGGAGAUGUUGCGUUUACACAUGCGAAUAUAAGUUUGGCUAGAAGGGAACUUGGGUAUAAACCGACUACGGAUUUGCAAACUGGGUUGAAGAAAUUUGUUCGAUGGUAUCUUUCUUAUUAUGGGUAUAAUCACGGGAAGCCUGUUGUAAAUUGAUUGAUGAUGAUGAUAGUUUACUUUUAUUAUUAUGAUUAUGAUUAUCUGCUGGAGAUUUUUUAAUUCCUUUUUAUGGGACGACCCGACCCGGUGGAUAUGUGAAAGGAAAAUCCAUUGAUGAUUCUUUUCUUGGGAGGAAGAGGAUGAGGAGGAAUCACUACGAAGAAGAAGAUGCUUUUGACCUUUUUCUUUCUCUUUCUCUUUGAUUGAACAGUCUGUUUUUUGUUUUUACUAUGGGUUUGUCACUCUGUAAAAUGAAGGAGUUGCUGACUUUGUUACUUUUUUUUUUUUUAAUUAUAUAUAAAUAAUUUCAUAUUUCUUAUUCUUA